Molecule: messenger RNA, 753 nt
Organism: Saprolegnia parasitica CBS 223.65
Lineage: Eukaryota; Oomycota; Saprolegniomycetes; Saprolegniales; Saprolegniaceae
Exons: 6
Coding region: 1-753 (250 amino acids)
Source: RefSeq, a predicted model, not a curated record
AUGACGGACGACAUUGCAUCGGCGAUCGUCGACGAGAUCCUGCGCGCCGUGCAGGCGACGCGCGUGGUCCGGCACGCCGCCACGCGCGCAGUGCGGGACAUGUGGGAGGUCGUCCAUCUCUCGGCACGCGUGUCACCGUCGCCCGCGUGCAUGCAGCGCAUCCCUGAAGAACGUUCGAUGCUCGUCCUCGACAGCCGCGCGGCGCAGUGCAUUCCGAGCAAAGCGCACGAGCAGCUGCGUUGGCCGACGAUCGCGUCCAGCCCCACCAGCCUCUGCACAGCGUCGUCGCUGUCGCUUCUUUUGCAGGUCGAGCCGCCGCCGCCCGUCGUAUGCACGCGCACGGACCACACCCUGCACCGCGUCAAGUUGAUCAAGCCCACGACCAAGGCCGUCGUUGAUCUCGGUAGUACACGCUCGACGACGGCGCUGGCCGCGCCGUUCGUACAGCCGUUGCCAAAGAUGCUGCCCGAGAUCACGGUCGGUGCGGCGCCCAUCUAUGUGCCUCCGCGUAUGACGCCGCUCUGCACCGUCGUCGGCAAUCAAGACGUCGACGACCGACCCUUCUUGACGGUCGACGCACUAUACACGCCGUCACGCGACCUCUUUGGCACCAAUAAUGACAGCAAGGGGAAGGAUGCAAUUGCCACACGGCCAUCCUGCGUGCUACCGCCCAAGGUCGAGCCUCGGCCACGGCUUCCAUCCACCACCACCCCGUCGACCCGGCGGCUGUCGGUGGUGCGGCACAGGUCGUAG